AGUCAAAGUCGAAGCCAAAGAAAUGUUUGGGUAUCGAUACCACAUUGAUCCCAGAAGUCCCUUGGCCUAUAGUUGAAGCUUGAGCAAUGAAUAAACAUCUGUAAAGUACCUCUCGUUUCUUGCGUUGGAGCUUGCUUCUUUCUAUCAACGUGAGCUGCUACCCAGGUGCCUUGAAGCUUUCAUGGCCACUGGACAAGGAACAAGGCCUCUUGCUAACCAGGUGGCCAAAACUGUCGUUGACUCUGCGCCAGUUGUGAAGAUCGUCUGCGUGUGCCUGACAGUUUUGUACCUGGUGGGCCUCGCUCCUGGUGUGUCUGUAAAAAACCUUGCCAUCUCUGCUGGAACGUUUCUGCCCCAGUUCAAAAUAUGGACAGCACUGACCGCUGGGUUCUAUGAGCAACACUUAGUCUAUGUGCUGCUGGAUUUCGUGGCUCUGCUAUCAAGCAGUGCAACUUUACAGCCGCUAUGGGGUGGCGAAGAGUUCAUUAGAUUCAUCGUACUAGUGCAAGUAUUGACCUCCAUCGCCGUCAUUCUGGUGUACUUCUUCAUCUAUGUCCUGAUCCGCAAAGAAGCAUACCUGUUUACCACUUUCAAUGGCAUGGGAGGUCUGGUCGCUGCCCUGGCUGUGGCUAUGAAGCAGGUCAUGCCGGAUCAAACUAUCAUGCCGCUUCCACUCAUUGGCCUCAGCCUGCGCAUGAGACAUGUUCCAUUCUCGAUCGUUGCCUCUGCCGGCAUACUAGCUGCUAUCGGGCUACUGCCUGUGUCAGCAGUGGUUGGUGUCAGUGAAGGUCUCUUUUUCGGCUGGCUUUACCUACGCUUCUAUCAACGACAAGGCGCAGGUAGAGAAAACGUACGUGGUGACCAGAGUGGAGCCUUCGCGUUUGCCACCUUCUUUCCCGAAGUUUUGCAGCCUCUUGUGAGUCCUGUAUUGUCCACCAUAUACGCUGUACUCGUUGCUCUGCGCCUCUGCCCCAAGCAACCGUCUAUUGUUGACAUUGACACGUUCAACAGUACCAAUGUUCACCUACUGUCGGCGGACGCCCAGCGACAACGGGAGCUGGCACUGAAGGCAUUGAACUCUCGUUUGAAGGACACCGACGAACCAGAGGACUGGCCAAGUAUGGAUGGAGAUGCUGAGGCGGGUGAUGCAGACAAUGCUGCCAAUGUGGGACACGUGGAAAUUGACAUGUCACGUGCUGCUGAGUCGGGUUCGAAACCCGCUGCAAGCGCGUCAUAACUUGUGAUGGGCUGAAGAGAGGACUCCCUUGGCCCAUGCUUUACUUGCUUGUACAUAGCUCGAUAUGGGUGUGUGUACGUGUGCGUGUGUGUGGACGUGUGGACGUGUGCGUGUGGACGUGUGUGUGUGUAUGUGUGUAUGUGUGUGCGUUGCGCGGCUGGCUGGUUGUCUGUAGCGUUGUUUCUGUGUAGCCGUUUCCCCUCUUUACUAGUUGACAUCUCGAUACCAUAUCUCAUCCCCCCUCCCCCUCGACAUUUCCUUUUGUAUUUUUAGCUCUGCGGAGUAAUUCUUUCAGCUAGCUCGUGUAAAUUUGCUGUGUGUCUGCUCUGUUUUCAUGUAAGAGUUUAUUUUGACACGACCUGCCUGGUGCUUCCUCAAAGUUUUAUCUACUACUUCAAGUGCAUGUUACGAUUGUACUCCUCACGUUCUGCAUUGUCUCUAGGGCGUUCCUUCGGCAUGUGCUGAAAAAUUCCAAUACACGGCUGUGUGUAUGUAUGUA
This is a messenger RNA of Sycon ciliatum, 1736 nucleotides long. Its product is annotated as transmembrane protein 115-like. The record is from RefSeq and is a predicted model, not a curated record. Gene Ontology annotation, biological process: retrograde vesicle-mediated transport, Golgi to endoplasmic reticulum. Gene Ontology annotation, cellular component: membrane; Golgi apparatus. Bases 182 to 1237 code for a protein of 351 amino acids. Lineage: Eukaryota; Metazoa; Porifera; Calcarea; Leucosolenida; Sycettidae. The transcript has 9 exons.